This is a messenger RNA of Phaethon lepturus (White-tailed tropicbird), 771 nucleotides long. It is a transcript of the gene IL15, whose product is annotated as interleukin 15. The record is from RefSeq and is a predicted model, not a curated record. NCBI's taxonomy places the organism in Eukaryota, Metazoa, Chordata, Aves, Phaethontiformes, Phaethontidae. Gene Ontology annotation, cellular component: extracellular region. The transcript has 6 exons. Bases 1 to 771 code for a protein of 256 amino acids. Gene Ontology annotation, biological process: positive regulation of immune response; positive regulation of tyrosine phosphorylation of STAT protein; neutrophil activation. Gene Ontology annotation, molecular function: cytokine activity; cytokine receptor binding.
AUGAGUAGCUGCUUUUCUGCAGACACAGAGUGUCAUGGGAGCGAGCCAAGAGUCCCUGGGGAGCAUGAAAUCAUGAGUUCUACUUUUUUGUCUUGUGUUAAGUUGCUGGAAGUUCUUUGCAGUGGUAGUGACUGCAAACCAGAUUCGGUACAGGAGCUGAUCAGCGUGGCCGCGUUUCACUUCGGUGCCUUCUCUGCAGAACGGACGCUGGACUCAAGAGUUGGACCACAGGAUACGGUGCACAGGGGUGCUGAGAAAUGGCAGCAAGCUGCCUCACAUAAUAAAACGCACCUGAAAAGUGUUUGUCUGCAAUAUCAGCUGCAUCUUCUGAACAGCCAUUUCUUUUCCCUUUUAAAGAAUGAGAUGAGACUAAUCAUCUUCUUCCUAUGUGCUUAUGUACCAAAGACAGCAGCAGGUCAUUGCAAGUGGGCAGAAGUUCUGAAAGAUCUGGAGCAGAUCAAGACAUCCAAAGACAUUGAUGUCAGUUUAUAUACUGCAAACACAGAUGAGGAUACAGAAUGCCAAGAACCUGUAAUGAGAUGCUUUUUCUUAGAGACAAAAGUGAUUCUUCAAGAAUGUUUUAUCAAAAAUUGUAGUAAAACACAGUAUGUAUUGAACAUAUGGAAAAACGGAAAUGCAAGCUUAGAAAAAAACAGGCUGAAUUCCACAUCAUCAGCAAAAUGCAAAGAAUGUGAAGAGUAUGAAGAAAAAAAUUUUACAGAAUUUAUACAGAAUUUUGUAAAGGUUAUACAGAAGGAAUGCAAACACUGA